Messenger RNA from Vitrella brassicaformis, 6021 nucleotides. NCBI's taxonomy places the organism in Eukaryota, Vitrellaceae. The record is from the annotation of a GenBank genome assembly.
AUGAAGAUUGGACUGGAACUCCCUGCCGGCGUGACCUUCACGUUGCCGGGAGGGAAGCCGGAAGGGAUGCCGGGAGGGAUGCCGGGAGGGACGGCCGAGCGGGGGGACCAGAACGGCCUCAUGCAGGUCGGGCAGCAGGGCGUUUCCCUGCACUCCCACAGGACCACGCACGGCUGCCACGCCAAGGCCCGGCAGGAUCUGCUGGCAGAGAAGGGCAUCAUGGCCGAGAUGCAAGACACCACAGGUGACGGCGAUACCACACCUACACCCACCCACCCACCCCCCUCCCCCACACCACACAUCCACCGAUCGAUCCUUCCACAGAGACUCACUUGUCUGUUGUGUGUUGUGCAGCAUUCUUGCAGUUUGUUUGCAAGGAUCUCGACAUGGACGUCACCCUCGCCAACCCCACGCCCCACGGCCCAGGCGGCACCGAGGACGAGGGCACGCUGCGCGUGUCCAGGAUCGACACCAACACCAACACCCUUUUCGUCAUUGGCGACGUCGAGCACCAGCUCGACUCCACCCUCGACGCCUACGAGCUGCCGUUGGGCUUUGGUCUGGGUCGCGCCCUCAAGGAGGCGGCAGCGGCCGACCCACAGAGGAAGGGCCGGUGCGUGUGGUGCAUGUGUCGGCGGACGUCGAGGACAAGAAAGGCCUGCUCAGGUCCGAGGGCUAUUACGACAUCAUGAGCAUUGGCGGCGAGUGGUACGGGCGCACAUGCUGGGCCUUCUCGGACGGCAGGAGGGUGCUCGAGAAGGUGUCGAAGAGCAACAGGCAGGGAGUGCUCAGGGUCAGGCCCCUCAGGCUGAUUCCCGUCCAGCAGCCGACUCCCGACGGGCAGCCGUGCGCCCCAGCACCCCCCUCCAUCCACCAGCCUGCCAGCAGCAGCAGGGAGGAGGGACGAGAGGGCGAGGAGGAGGAGGACGAUGACAACUCGGGCGGGAAAUUCUCAGAGGGUGAGGAGGAUGAGGAUGAGGAUCUCUGAGCAUGGUCAAGGAGGGGGAGGGAGGGAGGGCGGGCGGGCGGCUGCUGGUGCUGUGGUCGGCGGGCCGUCUUGAGUCGGUGAAGCUCUCUGUUGCCGUCCUGUGCCUGCUGUUGGGUAGGUAUGUACCCGGCUGGAUGUCCGUGUGUGUGUGUGUAUGGCGUCGCACAUAUGGGGGUGUGGUCUUGGUGGUGGGUUGCUUGCUGUGCCUGCCUGCCUGAGUCAAGGGCUGACCAGUAGCUUGAUGGAUGGAUGGAUGGGUGGGUGGUUCAUCCAUCAGACCAGACAGACACCAUCUGGAGCGUGCCUGACAGAUAGUCAUAAAGACCAUGAUGGCCUACUCACGCUCCCACCCACCCACACACUCUCUCUCUCUCUCUUUGCCUGUUUCCUAGAAGGGCUGUUUGCCGCAUCAUGCCGCAUCAUGGCGAACGGGUGAAUGGACGGACGCUGUUUCGCGCUUGGUGUAGGGGCCGUACCAUGCGCUUGGUCGCGUUGUGUGCAUUUGUGCUUUGGCGCUUUUCUCUCUGCUAGCCCCCUUUCUCCCGAUCUGUUUGUCUGACUGUCUGCCUGUCUGCCUGUCUGACUGCCUGCCUGCCUCAUUCACUCAUUCACUCACUCACUCAUUGCUGUAGCUGGGGGUAUGGCCGCCGACGAUGUCGCUUGCAUGGUGCUCACAUGGCCAGGCGCCCCACACAAAGCCGUUCGGUGUGCGUGGCGCAUGGUGAAUGUGGCUGCUCAUAGGCCAUCCCCAUGUGUGUAUCAUGCCUGCGGCCCUCCCUCCCUACGUGUCUGCCAGUCGGUCGACACCCAGUGGACAUGGUGUGUUGUGUGCUGAUUGACCACUCACUUACCGCGGAGCUAUGCUGCGGGGCGAUGGGUGCGAUGGGAGGGCAGCCACGGGGGGCUGUGCGUGGAGGUUAGUGAUGGAGGGGUCAGCGAGGCUGGUGGGUGGGUGGGUGGGUGAGCGGGGUUUGCUGUCCGGGCGGCUCAGUGGUGGGUCGGUGCGAUCGGCCUGGUGUGUGUGUCACGGUGUGCGCGUGAGAGAGAGAGAGAGUGACACUAAGGGCUGCUGCUUUUCUAAACGUUUAAGUGUUUCUUACCUACAGUAUGCGAGCAGAGAGCGACACACGACCGACCCGACCCGACCCGACGUGGACCUGCCGGGUGUAUCGUGUGUGCGUGGGUGCAAGUGUGUGUGUGUGUGGCCAGGCCAGUGUUGCUCGCCCUGUGUUUUGGUGGUGCCGCCUUUUCGCAUUUGUGCAGUUGCCUGCUGAUCGUUCCCUCCCCUCCCCAGCUCAGCUUGUCGAUCUAUCAGCUCUAAGACUUAUGCCCUUUAUCCAUUCUCCUUUUGCCUUUCCUCUGUUUGCCCAUUUCAUGAUCGAAACGGUCAAGUCGCUCUGUGCGUGUAUGCCUGCCUGCCUGCCUGCCUCGCUCACUCAUUCACUCACUCACUCACUGACUCAUUCACUGGGUAUCAUGCCUGCGGCUCUCUCUGCUUGUCUGAUCUCCUUCUGGUGGCCGGUCAUGGUGUCUGGUUGGUCGACAGUCUUGGUCAAGGAGACGAAGGGAGGGAGGGGUGUGUGUCGUGUGGUGUCGGUGAGGCUCUCUGCCGUCGUGUGCCGACUGAUUGGGGGCGAGGGACGAAGGAUGGAUGUGCGUAUCUGCCUGGCUGCCCGUGUGUCUGUGUGUGGCUGUAUGGCCGUUCACGUGGCGCCACACAUGUGGGGUCUCGUUUUCGUGGUGUGGAUCGGCUGGGCGUUCUGCGCCUCUGCCUGCGUCUGCCUGACUCAAGGGGGAUCAAGGAUGGAUGGAUGGAUGGAUGGUAUGACAGCCACGUGCCCGACCGAUAGCUAUACAGACCAUGAUUGCUCACUCACCAAAUGCCUGUUUGCUUGUAGGUACUGAGUGGCUGGGAUGGGAGGGAGGGGAGAGGCAGGCUGCAGAAGGGCUGCUUGUUGCGUCAUCGCGGUGCGUCAUGGCGGAUGGAGUGCACACACAUUCACAGAGCGCUGUAUGUGCAAUGGAUGGAUCGGCAGACGGACGGACGGGUGCUGUGUGGGCGGAUCGAUGCGGUUUUCUGUUUGCUGCCGUGUGCCUGUCGCCGUGGAAACGGCAUAGAGGGGCACCUGUGACGCGACAGCAGGGACAUCAACGGCUGCUGUGUUGUGUGCCUGAUGCCCUUGGUGCGGGUUUUGGAUGCGGCCCCCUCUCCCCCUGAGUCUUGCCCGUAUGCCUGCCUGGUGCCAUAGGCCGUCAGACUCAUACACACAGACAUGAGUGUCCAUCCGCCUCGAUCGACGGUCCAUCCUGUCUCUUUCUUUUGCCUUUGUCCUCCUGUCUGCCUGUUGGUGCCCUUCAUGUCAUGGCAGCCUGACGUCGUCUUUUGCGGCCUUUUUCCUAUUGCCUUUGUGUGUGUACUCCCACAGAAGCACAUCAUUUGUGUCUUUUGUUGAUGGGACCGGGGCGUUAACUAACGCACAUGUGCCCAUACGUAUGCAUCUAUAUUUGUCGGCACGCUCUAUACGAGUACACCACCCCAUGCCCUUUGCGCACAUGCCCGUGCCCGUGUUUGUCUUGUUUCUUUUUCUGUAUAGGGUCGCUGCUGUGCCGGCGGUCGGUCGACCGUCUUCUUCCUCUGUCUGUCUGUGUGUGUGGUGGGUGAGCAAGAGCACCUGACGCACACACAACACACACACACACACACUCAUAUGGGAGACAACAGAGGAGUGCCGUCUGUGUGGGCGUUUUGCCAUGAGCGUGUGGGCGCUGGUGGCAUGCAGAUGGACGGGCCGUGGGGCCACACACACAAAGGGCCCCUGCUCCGCUGUUUUGGCGUUUUGUGUACUGAAGGGGACGGCUGAUUUGACGGGAUGGGGCGGGAGAGGUCGGUACGGUGCCUGUGCGGAGGGCAACGGGUUCAUAUCUGCUGGCUGGGAGGGCUGUGGCCGAGCAGUCCGUCUACUGUACGUGUGGAUUGCGACCGACCGAUGCGCCCACAGUCAUGGGUCAUGGUGUUUGCAUGGGUCCACCCGUCGGGACUGCAUAUCUCUCUACCUGUACAAGUAGCACUGACUCUCACCCAAGGAAGUGGGAGGGAAUUUGCGUUUUGCCCGACCGACCGCCCGCCGCAUUGCCUUUUUAUGCAAUCCAGGCCGACAGCAGCCAUAACUUUGCGCUGUGAUUUGAUCUCCUUCAUUGGCCAUCACUUGCUCCGAUUGCCUGCCUGCAUUCCUUCGUGUGCGUGUCUGCGUGUGCGUGUGCACCCCAUGUGCCGACCUGUUGAAUUAAGGACUCUGUCUGUCUGCCGUGCCUGUUUCAUGUUGACACGUGCCUGCGGCCUUCAAGUCUCUCUUCGUUUAUGUGCGUCUGUCGGUGGUGCGUUGAUGAAGGCAGCGGGCUGAGAGGUGACUCUCACGCCCGCGUGCCUUUGUCGACACAUCACCACAAACCUGAUGCCCCGGUGCCUCCGUGUGUGUGUGUGUGUGUGUCCUCUUUCCUUCUCUCCCCUUUCUCCCCAUGUGUCCAUCGAAGUGGUUUAAGAUGCAUGCAGCCCUGCUGUUUGUUGCCUCUAUCGAUUGGGAAGUUUUAAUACGACGGGCGAUUGACUUUAUUGAGAGCAGGCCCGGCCGCCUCGUGCAAAGCACAUGGCUGGCCCGGACUGAGGUCUUUUCUGUUUCUUUCGUCUGGCCGUGUGUGAAAUAGGAAGCGAGAAUCACAGCCAGCUUAUCGACCACCCAGUCACUUCGUCUGUUCGUCUGUCUGCCUGUCUGUCUGUCUGUCUGUAUUGCCCUCACCUCCCACCGCACACCCAAGCCCCUCUGACUGAACAGACAGACAGACAGACAGACAGCCAGACAGCCAAGGCAAGCCAGGUCGAGUUGAGCUAAGCCCCCUCUCUCCCUCCCUCCUCCCUUCUUACUACACAGAUGAUUUCACGUGCGUACCGUCUGCAUGUAUCCAGACGGUACGCACGUGAAAUCAUCUGUCUGUCUGUCUGUCUGCCUUGCCUGUUUUGUGUUGACACGUGCCUGCGGCCUUCAAGUCUCUCUUCGUUUAUGCGCGUCUGUCGGUGGUGCGUUGAUGAAGGAAGCGGGCUGAGAGGUGACUCUCACACUCGCGUGCCUUUGUCGACACAUCACCACAAACCUGAUGCCGCGGUGCCUCCGUGUGCCCAUACGUGUGUGUUGGACAUAUAUUCCAGGCCUAUAUGUCCAGUAUGUUCAUGUGUGUGGAUGUGAUGUGAUGACAGUGAGGCGCUCCGUCAGCACGGCUGGCUGGAUGCGAUGGAUUUCGUUGAUACACGUAUGGAUGGGGUGCAUGCAAAGCACGUCGUCCCCCUCCCCCUCUCUCCCUUCUAUCUAUCUACGCUGCCGUGUGUGUGUCUGUUCUGUCUCCUUCUCUCCCCUCUCUCUCCCUAUGUGUCCAUCGAAGUGGUUUAAGGUGUGCAUGCAGCCCCGCUGUUUGAGGCCUUUAUCGAUUGAGAAGUUUUCAUGUGACGGGCGACUUUGUUGAGAGCAGGCCCGGCCCCCACGCGCAAAGCACAUGGCUGGCCCGGACUGAGGUCUUUUCUGUUUCUUUCGUCUGGCCGUAAUGCACGUCGUCCCCCCCCUCUCCCUCCUGUCUAUCUACGCUGCCUUUGUCUUCUCAAUGUACGUACUCCCUGUCUAUGUGCCCCUUAAGGGAUUGGUCGUGCGUCGGUGGUUGGGCAUGUGCGUGAGAGCUGUGCUCCCCGCCCCACCAGCCAUCCAUCGACGCACCAACCAAUCCACUUGCCUUUUAUCCAGUCAGAAUAUCUUCAAUAAGACGAUGGCCGACUGUGUUGUGCAUGUGUCUGUCGGUGCAGCGAUCCUCUUUGCGACUGACUGGAUGGGUGCACACAGUUGUGUUCGCCCUCCUGGUCCGCAAGAGAUGCGAUGCACGACAUGACACACGCACGCUCAGAUGGCCGAUACGUAUCAAACGAUCAAAGGGAGAGAGACCGUAUCGAUGGACCUACAUGUAAUGCGAUGUGAAAGCAGAGUUCUCUCAGUCAA